Messenger RNA from Xyrauchen texanus (razorback sucker), 12355 nucleotides. It is a transcript of the gene cdh23, whose product is annotated as cadherin-related 23. Gene Ontology annotation, biological process: homophilic cell-cell adhesion. Gene Ontology annotation, molecular function: cadherin binding; calcium ion binding. Lineage: Eukaryota; Metazoa; Chordata; Actinopteri; Cypriniformes; Catostomidae. The record is from RefSeq and is a predicted model, not a curated record. Gene Ontology annotation, cellular component: plasma membrane; catenin complex.
UCGGGCGGUCGGUUGUCAAACGCGGGCCGGACUGAUCAGGAGGCAGCAGGUGUUGAUUGGAGAUGUCCUGUCGUGAAAAUUCUGGAGGCAAGAUGACUUUGGUCAAGUUGCUUGUCUCCCUAUUGAUGCUACGCACACUUUGUGAAGCCUCUAAUCAGCCUCCCCGUUUCCAGAACUACUUCUUCCAGUCUUACCUGCUCAUCUAUGAGAACACGCCAGUGGGUACAUCUAUUACUCAGCUACAGGCGGUCGAUCCAGAUGGAGAGCCAUUGAUUUUCGGUGUGGUCGGGGAAGAGUCCAUGCGCUACUUCGCUGUGCAGGAGACGACAGGGGUGGUGUGGCUGAGACAGCCUCUUGACAGGGAGACCAAGUCAGAGAUGCAGGUGGAAUUCUCUGUCAGUGACAGUCAAGGAGUUGUCAAGGAUACGGUGAACAUACAGAUUGGAGAUGUAAAUGACAAUGCUCCAACAUUUCACAACCAGCCCUAUGCUGUUUCAAUACCAGAGAACACUCCAGUGGGAACGUCAGUGUUUAUGGUAAACGCAACAGACCCAGAUCAGGGCACGGGCGGCAGUGUGCUGUUCUCCUUCCAGCCUCUCUCUCCGUUCUUUGCCAUCGACGGGGCCAGAGGAACAGUUACUGUGACCAGAGCACUGGACUAUGAGACCACAGCCGCCUAUCAGCUCACUGUUAAUGCCACGGACCAGGAUAAACGUCGUCCUCUCUCCAGUCUGGCAAAUUUGGCGUUUACCAUCACUGAUGUUCAAGACAUGGACCCCAUCUUCACCAACCUCCCGUACAGCACUAAUAUAAUGGAGGACGCACCACCAGGUUAUGAAGUGCGUAAGAUCAGGGCAAUCGAUCAGGACUUGGGUCGGCCGCGUGGAAUCGGAUACACUAUCAUAUCAGGUAACACCAACAGCAUGUUUGCUCUGGACUACAUCAGUGGAUCUUUGACUGUGAGUGGACAGCUGGACAGGGAAAACCCACUUUACUCAUCCGGAUUCACCCUCACAGUGAUGGCCACAGAGUUGAAUGACGAUCGCACAACCUCGGCUGCCACAGUCAUGACCACCUUCACCAUCCUGCUGAUCGAUAAAAAUGAUAAUCCGCCAAGAUUCAACAGCUCUGAGUAUCGUGUGCUCAUCACAGAGCUCGCCCAGGUCGGCUUCGCUCUGCCUCUCUUCAUACAGGUCGAAGACAAAGAUGAGGGAGUGAACAGCAUGUUUCAGGUGGUGUUGACGGGGAAUAACUCUGAGCACUUCAGCAUCUCUCCCACCGCAGUGCAGGGCAGAGCUGACAUCCGUGUGCGUGUGGCUGUCCCGCUAGACUACGAAACCAUCAGGAGCUACAGCUUUUCUCUUUAUGCCAAUGAGUCUCUGUCUGAGCAUGUGGGGUUCGCUCGUGUCUUCAUCGACCUCAUCAACGAGAACGACAACAGGCCGAUAUUCAGCCAGACGCUUUACAACAUCAGUUUACCAGAGAGCACCGGUCCUGGAACAUCUUUGGUUCAGAUAAAGGCCACGGAUAAUGACUUGGACACAUUUGGAGUGGUUCGCUAUUUUUUCAGUGAUGAGCCAGACCAGUUCUCAUUGGAUGCUGUGACAGGCUGGGUGACUCUGAGAGAACGGUUGGAUUACGAGCUCAUGAGACGCUUUACUCUGACAAUAUUGGCUCGUGACGGAGGAGGGGAGGAGACUACGGGUCGUCUCCGCAUUAAUGUGAUGGAUGUAAACGACAAUGCACCAGUCUUCCAAAAGGAGGCGUAUGUGGGCUCACUGAUGGAGAACGAACAGGCACCACAGCAGGUCGUCCGAGCCCGGGCGACGGACGAGGAUUCUCCUCCCAAUAGCAUCCUGACAUACUCAAUCAUCUACGCCUCUAAGUUCAGGACAUAUUUCAGUAUCAGUGUGGUGGAGGGCUACGCAGUCGUCAUGGUGAAUCGUCCUCUGGAUUAUGAGCAAGCUCCUGGUGGAAUGAUCUAUCUGACUCUGAUGGCCAAAGAUGGGGGGAACCCAUCCCUUAACAAUACUGUGCCCAUCACCAUAGAGCUGAUUGACCAAAACGACAACCCUCCCGAGUUCAGCCUUCCAUCUUACAUUAUCAACAUACCAGAGAAUAUCGUAGCAGGAGCGACAGUGUUGUUUGUGAACGCCACAGAUCUGGACGCGUCUCUGGAGUUUGGUCAGGCCUCUCUCAUCUACUCCUUGCAGGGCAGCUCUCAGUUCAGACUCAACACUCGCUCAGGAGAGAUCACCACCACUGCUCUAUUGGAUCGAGAAGUGAAGUCAGAGUAUAUUCUGAUCGUACGGGCCGUGGAUGGAGGAGUGGGGCCGCAGCAGAAGACUGGCAUCGCCACGGUGAACAUAACUAUACUGGACAUGAACGAUAAUGUCCCCUUGUGGCGAGAUGAGCCAUAUCAAGUAAAUGUUGUGGAGAUGAGUCCUAUCGAUACUGACGUCAUUUCUGUAUUAGCAGUGGACCCUGAUUAUGGUGAUAAUGGGACGGUGGUGUACUCUAUAAAUCCAGAGAACCCAUUCUACACCAUCAACCGCAGUACUGGUAAGAUCCGCACCAGUGGAGCAGUCCUAGACAGAGAGAAUCGAGACACUAGAGCUGCUCAACUUAUGAGGACCAUAAUCGUCUCUGCUACAGACCGUGGAACUCCUCCACUGCACUCUUCAGCAAGUGCAACAGUGUAUGUGAACCUACUGGACCUCAACGACAACGAUCCUGGCUUUCUCAACCUUCCAUUUGAUGCUGAAGUACCGGAGGGGCUUCCUAUUGGUUCCUCUGUGUUCAGGGUGCAGGUGCAGGAUCCUGAUGAGGGUGAUAAUGGAGUAGUUAACAUGGCACUUCAGAUGGGAAUGCCACGUCUUGACUUCAGGCUAAACACCACCACUGGAAUCCUGGUUUCCACGGCAGUGCUGGACCGAGAGCAGAUCGAGCAGUAUUAUCUGAGAAUCAUUGUGUAUGACGCAGGCCAGUUUCCACGAACAUCCACCAGUACUCUCACAAUCUCAGUUUUGGACAUGAAUGAUGAGACGCCAACCUUUUUUCCUAGUGUUUAUAACAUAUCGUUGGAGGAGAGCAUGCCGCGUGAUAGUGUGGUGGUCCGACUGAACUGCUCUGAUAAUGACGCGGGUCUUAACGCAGAGCUGAGUUAUUUCAUCACAGGUGGGAAUCAGGAUGGCAAGUUUAGCGUGGGUUUCCGAACUGGUGUGGUCCGGACUGUGGUAAGUCUGGAUCGAGAGACUCAGUCCUCGUACAAGCUAGUGAUUGAAGCGAUUGAUAAUGGUCCAGCUGGGGGCCGGAGGACAGGCACAGCUACAGUGUAUGUGGAGGUGCUGGACGUCAAUGACAACAGGCCCAUAUUUCUUCAGAACAGUUAUGAGACCAGCGUCCUGGAGAACAUACGCGUAGGAACCAGUAUAGUACAGGUUCAGGCCACAGAUGCAGAUGAAGGGGAUAAUGGAAAAGUUCUGUACAGGAUUCUAUCUGGAAAAAGUGGUCAGUUUAACAUCGACCGUCUGUCUGGACUCAUCAGCAGGGGAGACAGAGCUCUGGACAGAGAAACUCGCAGUUCUCAUUUGCUGGAGGUGGAGGCCUACAACAGUGACCAGGGUAGCAUGCGCAGCUCUGUCAGGGUGAUUGUGUAUGUGGAGGAUGUGAAUGAUGAGCCUCCAGACUUCACUCAGUCGCAGUACAAUCGUCUGGGGCUCAGAGAGACCGCUGGGAUUGGAACAUCAGUGGUAGUGGUCCGAGCUACAGACCCUGACACAGGGGAUGGGGGUGCUGUGGCGUACGCUCUGGUCUCAGGUUCUGAUCAUAAAUUUGAGGUUGAUAUAAGUACAGGUCUGGUAACCACAGUCGACUACUUGGACUAUGAGACCAAGACCAGCUACCUAAUGAACGUGUCAGCCACAGAUCAGUCACCGCCAUUUUACCGGGGAUACUGCACGGUCUACGUCACUUUACUCAAUGAACUUGACGAAGCCGUGGCCUUUCUAUCAGCCGGUUAUGAAGCAUCGCUAAGGGAGAAUAUCGCUACGGGAACCGAGGUCGUCCAAGUGAAAGCACAGUCGGCUGAUAAUCUGAACCAGCUGACAUACAGAUUUGACCCCGACACCUCACCUGCCGCCCUGGCACUCUUUAAGAUUGACAGCGUCACGGGUCGUAUUACAGUGACAGGACUGUUGGACAGAGAGCAGGGCGACUCGUACACGCUCACUGUUGUGGCUGAUGAUGGAGGUCCCAAGAGAGACUCCACUGUGAAAGUGUCAAUCACCAUUCUUGAUGAGAAUGAUAACAGUCCAGAGUUUGACAUCACUUCUGAUUUGUCGGUGAAUAUUCCAGAGGACACACCCAUUGGCCAGAGAGUGGCAGUGGUGCUAGCGCGGGACAAAGACGCUGGAAGAAAUGGACUGGUAAAUUUCACUUUAAUUGCGGGGAACAUGCAGGAUGUGUUUAAGAUCAACACAGCCAAUAACACGUAUGGAGAGAUUUACCUUAACGCCCGUCUGGACCGUGAAGCCGUGGACCGUUACCUGCUUAAAGUACGGGCAAUGGAUAAUGGCUCCCCUCCGAGGUUCAUGGAUCUUUCGCUGACAGUGAAUAUUCUGGAUGUGAAUGAUAACCCUCCCAUACUGCAGAGCCCUCGUGGCUACAACGUCAGCAUCAGUGAGAAUGUGGGGGGUGGUACGUCAGUCUUGCGCAUUGUAGCAACAGAUCGUGACAUUGGACCCAAUGCCAUGCUGUCCUACUACAUCAUUGGUGGGAACGUGGACCUGACCUUCAGAAUGGACCGCAUGACUGGAGAAAUAGUGACACGACCCUCACCUCCUGACAGAGAAAAACAACAGCAGUAUACACUCACUGUGACGGUGGAAGAUGAUGGCACACCACCUUUAUCCACGUCCACCACCGUGUGGGUGCGUAUCAUAGAUGAAAAUGACAACGCACCUGUGUUUCCAGAGGAAGACUAUGUGACUGAGCUCAAAGAGGGGCCAAACACUGUAGGAGCCACCAUCGCCACGGUUACUGCCAUCGACCCUGAUGAGGAACUCAAUGGAACCAUCCGUUAUGCCAUCCCCAAGGGCAACCUGGCCCAAACGUUUCAAAUCAAUGCCAUAACGGGUCAGAUUGUGGCCAUAAAGGAGCUGGAUUAUGAGAUCAGUAGUGGUCAUUAUGUGCUGAUGGUCACGGCCACAGAUCAGUGUCCAAUACCUCUGUUCAGACUCACCUCCAGCACCACAGUCCUGGUCAAUGUGGUAGACUUGAACGAUAAUGCGCCCAUCUUCCCGCAUCAGUUUGAGGGUCCGUUUGAAAUACCAGAGGGUCAGCCAGGCCCACGUGUCUGGACCGUUAAAGCCACGGAUGCUGAUUCGGGAUCGAAUGGAAAAGUGGAGUACAGCAUCACUGCAGGGGACCUGAAAAAUGAGUUUGUUAUUUCUUCAGUUGAGGGCGAGUUGAGAGUGAGGAGGGAUGUAGAGCUCGACAGAGAAACUAUUGCCGAUUACAACAUCACCAUUACUGCCAAAGAUCUGGGAACACCAGCACUCACCAAUACGGUGGUGGUGGGCGUACAGGUGUUGGACAUUAAUGAUAAUGACCCUGUCCUGCUCAAUUUACCAUUUAACACCAGCGUGAGCGAGGGAGCACCCAUUCAAACCUCCAUUGCUCAAGUGCGGGCACUGGACUCUGACAGCGGCCGCAACGCUCUGCUCACGUUCAACAUCACCGCUGGAAACACAGACGGAGCGUUCUACAUUAAUGAGACGUCAGGUGUGGUUCAGGUGAACAGACCGCUGGAUAGAGAGAGAGUGCCUGAAUACAGUCUGACCAUCACCGUCAAAGACAACCCAGACAACCCCCGCAUCGCUCGGAGGGACUCAGAGUUGUUGGUGAUCACUGUGCUGGAUGUGAAUGACAACAGACCCAUCUUUACACAGUCCAGCUACAGGGGAGAGAUCAUUGAGAACUCGCCCACAGGCACUACUGUGUUGAUUCUGAACAGGCCUGUUCUGGCAGAGGACAGAGAUAUUGGGGAGAAUGCAGUGGUGAGGUAUCGUCUUCUGGGGGCCAGAGUUGACCUCUUCUCCAUAGACACCCGCACAGGGGUAGUAUCAGUGCGUGGGGGUGCUGUGCUGGACAGGGAGGCGUUCUCUGAGCCGCGGGUGGAGUUGUUGCUGCUCGGGGAGGAUGUGGGAGGUUUAAACAGCAGUGUUCCUCUCACCAUCACCAUCCUAGACUGCAACGACAACCCACCUGUGUUCAGUCCUUCCAGCUUUACUAUACGACUUCCUGAGAACAGUCCCACAGGUGUGGUGGUAACGCAGCUGUCAGCGAGUGAUGCUGAUGCGGGCUCUAAUGGUUGGCUGCAGUAUCGGUUAGACACCGGUGCUCAAGACCAUUUUAUCGUUGACACUCUCUCCGGCGCCGUUCUGGUCAGCAAUGCUACACUGGACAGAGAAGAGCGCAGCUCGUACCAACUGGUUGUCAUAGCAACUGACCGAGGCACGGCCCCUCUCUCUGGGACAGCGACGCUAACAGUCGUCCUCGAUGAUGUAAAUGACUCUCGUCCUCGUUUCAUUCGGCCUGUGCAGACUAUAAGUGUUAACGAGUCAACUCCUCCAGGAGAGGUUGUUGCCACGCUAACCGCCGAGGACCCUGACCUACGACCCCGCCUGGAGUAUUACAUCAUUUCUGUGGAAGCAAAGGAUGAUGGGAAUAAUGCGGUGGAUGGGCUGCAAGAGUCUUUUGGGAUUGACUUUCACACAGGUGCUGUGUUUGUACGAAAUCCCUUGAACAGAGAGCUGGUUGCCACUUUUGAGAUCAUCGUUUCAGUUCAUGACAAUGCCAGUGAUGUCAUUGACAUGUCUGUCAGUGUACCCAAUGCCAAACUGACCAUCAACAUUCUGGAUGUUAAUGACAACACUCCUCGUUUCCGUCCUUUCGGUGUGGCAAACUUUUCUGAGAGGAUUCUGGAGGGUGCCCAGCCUGGAACCACGCUCCUGUCAGUGACGGCUGUUGAUCCUGAUAAAGGACCUAAUGGACAGAUCAUCUACCAGCUUCUGCAUCUGCCCCGUGGAGACUACAUAAGACUGGAAGACCCAUCUACAGGUAAAAUUUUGGCCAAUCGGACAGUAGAUUAUGAACUGGUGCAGUGGCUAAACUUCACUCUGCGUGCUCAGGAUCACGGCACACCACCCCGCUUUGCUGAACUUCCUGUCUAUCUGCGUAUUGUAGAUGUCAAUGACAACAACCCAGUCUUUCAACAACCUUUGUACCAGAGGUCCUUAUUUGAGAAUAUUGCACUCGGCACCAUUAUUGUUAGUGUUAGUGCGACAGAUGCAGACUCCGGCCUGUUUUCUGUCAUUGAAUAUGGACUAGUGGAUGGAGAGGGCAAGUUUGGCAUCACACCCACUACGGGUGACAUCUACAUUCUUUCUCCUCUGGACAGAGAGACCAAAGACCGUUACACUCUCACAGCCUACGCCAGAGACAACCCCGGUGGAAGUCCCAACAACCGCAGAGAAAACUCAGUCCAGGUGCAGUUGACAGUUAUGGAUGUGAAUGACUUUCGUCCUCACUUCUCCGAGAGAGUGUUCAGCACUAGUGUGUUUGAGAAUGAGCCUGUUGGUACAUCAGUGAUAACACUGACAGCCACAGACCUUGAUGAGGGAGAGAAUGCAUUACUCACCUACAGUCUCCAGGGCCCUGGAGCAGAUGCAUUCUCUCUGGAUCCUGACACGGGGCUAAUGCGCUCGCUGCGGUUACUGCAGAGUUUUGAACAGUUUAAUCUGACUUUGGUGGCAACUGAUCAUGGCAGACCUCCGCUCUGGGGCACAGCUAGUCUCCAAAUCACUGUCAUAGAUGUCAAUGAUAACAGGCCUGUCUUUGUGCGGCCUGCCAAUGGCACUAUCAUGCACAUACUGGAGGAACAGCCUCCUGGGCUAGUGGUGUAUGAAGUUUUUGCCACAGACGAGGAUGAGGGGGUGAACGGAGAGGUUCGCUACAGUUUCCUGCAGACUGGAGCGGGAAACAGAGACUGGGAGAACUUCCAUAUUGAUGCAGUGACUGGAGUGAUCAACACUGCAGUUAAACUGGACCGAGAGAAACAAGCUUUGUACAGCCUGGUCGUGGUGGCGUAUGAUCUUGGACAACCUGUUCCGUAUGAGACCAUGCAGCCACUGCAGGUGGCACUGUCUGACAUCGACGACAACGAGCCUGUCUUCCUUAAACCUCCGAGGGGAAGUUUGCCAUAUCAGUCUCUGUCUGUACCUGAGCAUUCAUCUCCUGGGACUGUCGUUGGUAAUGUGACUGGUGCAGUCGACGCGGACGAAGGCUCAAAUGCUAUCGUCUACUAUUUCAUCGCAGGGGGUGAUAGCGAGGGAAACUUUGGUAUGAGUGUGGCCGGCGUUUUGCGGGUCAAGAAAGAGCUGGAUCGAGAAUACAUUCCAUUGUAUUCCAUCAUCGUUAAAGCCUCCAGUAACCGCAACUGGUCUCCUCCAAGAGGUCAACGGUCACAGCGAAUCAAACUGCUUGACCCAAGCCGUGACCCUACGUUACAGGAAGUAAGAAUCUUUCUAGAUGACAUCAAUGACCAGCCUCCCAGGUUUACCAAGCCGGAGUACACAUCAGGUGUGGCUGCAGAUGCAAAGGUGGGCUCUGAUCUGGUCCGAGUUCAGGCGAUUGACAAUGAUAUUGGGAACAACAGUCUCGUUCUUUAUCACAUUCUGUCCAUCCGCUACAUCAAACUACAGUCUAACAACUCUGAAGACAUGGGCAACGUCUUCAUCAUUGGAGAAACUGACGGCAUCAUCCGGACAUUUGACCUGUUCAUGGCAUAUGGUCCGGGUUAUUUUGUGGUGGAGGUGUUGGCGAGAGAUCUCGCUGGUCAUAGUGACGUGGCUUUGGUGGGCAUUUACAUUCUGAGAGAUGACCAGCGGGUGAAGAUCAUCAUUAAUGAGAUACCAGAGCGUGUGCGGCUGUUUCAGGAGGAGUUUAUAAACCUGCUCUCAAACAUCACAGGAGCCAUAGUCAACACUGAUGAUGUUCAGUUUCAUGUUGAUAAAAAGGGAAGAGUGAACUUUGCUCAAACUGAUAUUCUGAUUCACGUGGUCAACAAGCAGACCAACCGAAUUCUGGAGGUGGAAAGGGUGAUUCAGAUGAUCGAUGAGAAUAAGGAGCAGUUGAGGAAUCUGUUUCGAAACUACAACAUCCUGGACGUUCAGCCUGCCGUGACCGCACGCGCGCCUGAUGACCUCACCACCUUACAGAUGGCCAUUAUCAUUUUGGCAGUGUUACUCUUCCUUGCUGCCAUGUUGUUUAUCUUGAUGAAUUGGUAUUACCGCACAGUGCACAAGAGGAAGCUGAAGGCAAUCGUGGCCGGCUCCACAGGGAAUCAGGGGUUGAUGGAUAUCCUUGAUAUGCCCAAAACUAACAACUACACAUUUGAUGGAGCGAAUCCAGUGUGGCUGGAUCCUUUCUGCAGGAAUCUGGAGUUAGCUGCGCAGGCAGAACAUGAGGAUGACCUGCAUGAAGACCUGAGUGACAUCACUGACCUGUGGAACAGCCCAGCACGCACACAUGGUACAUUUGGACGUGAGCCUCAGGCCUCUAAACCAGAGGACGACAGAUAUCUACGAGCUGCUAUUCAGGAAUAUGACAACAUUGCCAAACUAGGGCAAAUCAUGAGGGAGGGGCCCAUCAAGGGCUCGCUGCUCAAUGUGUACCUGAGACUCAAAAAGCUGUUUGUCGCUCGCUUGGUCACCAAGUCAACCGGCCACGGUGACCAGUCAUCAGUGACAGAGUUGAUCCAGAGUGACCUGGAUGAUGACGAUGAUGAGCGUGUUGGUCGAGGAACCCUACGCUUCAAGCACAAAUUCCCAAUUGAGCUAAGGGGUCCCGAUGGGGUGCACGCCGUUCACGGCAGCACAGGCACACUUUUGAACUCUGACCUCAACAGUCUGCCUGAAGAUGACCAGCGGGCCUUGGCACGCUCCCUCGAAGCAUUGCAUGCCGAAGGUGGACUGUAUGCUGAACAAAAUGCCCGAACAGAAUCAGCCAAAUCGACACCAUUACACAGAAACAAGGGCAGCGAUACUCUGUCUGAGAGUCCCUUAGAGAUCACGGAAUUAUGACUAGCAGAGGCCUCGCUGGUCUGAGACAAGUAACAUCGUGCACGCCUCUCCUGGCUCUGUAUUGUUCGUAGUAAAUACUUUCCUGCGGUGUGGAGAGGAGUUCAGGUUUGUAAGGGCCAGGCGUGAGGAAAGUGUAGAUGUGUGUGGACCAGGAAUACCCAAAUCGAGGGAGGUACAAAGACCUCAGAGUCAGUCUGUCAGGGUUAUUUCAAGAGUGCCGAGACUCAAACCACACACACUCACACUACAAACGAUAAACAAAUGCACUCUCAGACCAGUGGAAGGCCAAACAUGGACACUAGUUUUAAUCUAGUUAGUUUUUCAUAUUUGAAGGGGCACCAAGAAAUAAUUUGAGGAAGAAUAAUAAUAAUAUGAACGGAUUAUGAGUGUGUAUCUCAAGGGCUUUUCACACAGUGGCUGUUUUAAUCCCAGUUUAAGGCCACUUUUAACCCUGGAAUAUGGUUUCACUUUUUUCUUUUUUUUUUUUUACAUACAGUAACUCUCUCCCAAACAGGUAUGUAGCAUUGUCAGGGGUCUACAGUGUUAAACAACAUGGUGCUUGCAGAGUUGUUCAAAAGCAGACAACCUAACAAAAGCGAAGCAUAUUCAUGCACAGUGACUACACUGCUCUUGAGUGGAGACAGUAUUAUUGUUAUAUUUUAGAGGACUUAAAGGUGAUGCUUAAACAUCUUCUCCUAUCCCAGUUUAUGCAGAGACAACUAUAAUUAAGCCAUUUGUAGGUUGAUUGUCUUUGAAAAGCACUGUGGGGUUUCAUUUGUUUGACCAACCCAACAUAGCUACAGUGGCUCAACCAAUAGAAUGAGUUUGAGAUUUGAAGUAUCCGUUUGGUCAUUUUCAGUAAAUGUGAAAGUGAUUAUUUUCUCAUUUGUUUUUAUCAUGCUAGGACUAAUUCAUACCCACUCACCCUGUGUAAAGUAUAAACAGUUUGAAAUGUUGAACAAAAUAACCCAGAAUUACAUUAACCCAUGUCACCUUGAAAAUGAACCUUGAUCUUUUUAGUGUGAAAAGCCCAUCAGAUAUAAAGAGAGAAAAAAAGACAAAAGUUAUCUAAUAGAAUGUUCAGCAAGCUGCUUUUACUGGUGUUCUUUUCAGACAAAACAUUUAUGGAGAGAACAAAUUUAAAAGGCAUUCUAAAAGUAUUUGAAAGAACUACAUCACUGAAAGUUAUGUGGACUACAAAAAAAGAAAAACUGGAAGGCUACAUUCAAGAUGGACAAUUAUUUUAUGGACCAAUGAGAAAACCAGUAAGCAGACCAAACACGGUUUCCACUGAACUUAUUGAAGCCAGAGGUGUGUCUGGUCAAAUGGGCAGCAAAGAAAAUGCUCUUUUAAUUUUUUCGCUUUAACUGUGGGACUUUUUAAAUAAUGUGUUUCAUUAAACGGCAGUGAAACUGAACUGGGGCACUGAAGCUCACAAGAUCAACAAAUCUUUAGAUGGUGGAAAUCAUCUUUGAAAGGGAAAAAAAAAUAAAGUUAAGCUAAAACGUUUCUGCCCAGCCAUUGACAGAAAACUGCAGCAUAAGAGGGGUUAUAACACCAUGUUUUUAUUUUCCUUUAAUUUUUUAUAUAUAUAUAAAAAAACAAAGACUACUAAAAGUAUUUUUGAAAAACAAAAAUGCUGAUCUACCAACCAGAGUUGUGUAUAAAUGGUCGUAGUGUAUUUUCCAACUUAUUUUAUAGCAGAUUACUUUAACUGUCUUGUAUGUUGUAUGGCAUUAAUUAAUAUAGUCCCCAUUGUUGUCUCGUCACCAGCGAUGAGGCUGUAGAUGGAAAAACCUUUGUGGAUCAUGUUUGAAUAAAGGAUAUGCACCAGUUCUGCCUUGAGGUCAUAAAGAUACAAUAUUAAAUCAAUCCAAAAGUCGUCAUGGCGACAGCAUUCCUCUAUGUACUGGCGCACAGUGACAGGAUAUUAAAAGAUAGUUUGCAACAUGACACAGCACUCAGAAACACAUAUUUCUCUGGAUAAAAUUAUGAAUUAAGUCCUAUUAAAUAAAUCCCCUCUUCAAUUUCAGCCUCCAUUUAAUUUUUAGUAUAUUAUAUUGAUAUAUACCAUCAGCCCAAAGUUGUUCAAAACUAUUUGUUUAUAUUUAUAUUGCAUUGAGAUGAUAUAUUCCUCUUUUAUAAUGUAAUGCAAAUGAAUACAAAUAUUCCUCUGCCAUCUUGUGGCACUUGUACCAUAAUACAAUACU